Panthera uncia (snow leopard) is the source of this 4547-nucleotide messenger RNA. It is a transcript of the gene PDS5A, whose product is annotated as PDS5 cohesin associated factor A. Bases 505 to 4518 code for a protein of 1337 amino acids. The record is from RefSeq and is a predicted model, not a curated record. Gene Ontology annotation, biological process: mitotic sister chromatid cohesion; DNA repair. Lineage: Eukaryota; Metazoa; Chordata; Mammalia; Carnivora; Felidae. The transcript has 33 exons. Gene Ontology annotation, cellular component: chromatin; nucleus.
CUCCCUGCUCUCGCGUGCUCUCGCACCGCUCGCGUGACCGGCUGGUGUGUGCGCGAAGCGCCGGCUCCCGGGGGCACGUACGGCCGGGCGCGCGCCGCUGCAAGGGGCGUCCGGGUCCCGGUCGGCGGACCCGGCCGGCGCUAGGUGCCGACGGGCGGGCCGCGGGGGUCCGGGGCGGACACAGGCGCACACGCUCCCGGAGGAGCCUUCUCUGAGGCUGCUCUUCCUCGGCCAGACGGAGAGCGGCAGUGUCUCCCCGCCCAGCGCACAGUCGCCCCGCGUCUCCCCCCGCGGCGGCUGCUCCUCCUCGGCACCGCCAGCCCCAGCGCCGCUCCGGGGCGGGCGGCGGCGGCGGCGGGACCCGCGGAGCCGCUUUGUGUGCAGCCCGACGAGGGGCGGCGGCGCAACCACCUGACAGAGGCCCGGGCGCUCGAUGCACCUUCCGCCCGCAUGAGGAGGAGGAGAGGCCGGUAGAGGACUGUGAAAGAAAAGUUGUCCCCCAGGAUGGACUUCACCGCGCAGCCCAAGCCUGCCACUGCCCUCUGUGGCGUCGUGAGUGCAGAUGGGAAGAUCGCUUACCCGCCGGGGGUAAAGGAGAUCACCGACAAGAUCACCACGGAUGAAAUGAUCAAGCGACUGAAGAUGGUAGUAAAAACUUUUAUGGAUAUGGAUCAGGACUCAGAAGACGAAAAACAGCAGUAUCUCCCACUAGCCUUGCAUCUUGCAUCUGAAUUUUUCCUCAGGAAUCCCAAUAAAGAUGUGCGUCUCCUUGUAGCAUGUUGUUUGGCUGACAUCUUUCGAAUCUAUGCCCCAGAAGCUCCGUAUACUUCCCACGAUAAACUUAAGGACAUAUUUUUGUUUAUUACCAGACAAUUAAAAGGUUUGGAGGAUACAAAGAGUCCACAGUUUAAUAGAUACUUUUAUUUAUUAGAGAACUUAGCUUGGGUUAAAUCAUAUAACAUCUGCUUCGAAUUGGAAGAUUGCAAUGAAAUUUUUAUUCAGCUUUUUAGGACUCUCUUCUCAGUGAUCAACAAUAGCCACAAUAAAAAGGUACAAAUGCACAUGCUAGACUUGAUGAGUUCUAUCAUCAUGGAAGGUGAUGGAGUUACUCAAGAAUUAUUGGACUCCAUUCUUAUUAACCUCAUUCCUGCACAUAAGAACUUAAAUAAACAGUCCUUUGACCUUGCAAAAGUCCUGUUGAAAAGGACAGUCCAGACUAUUGAGGCAUGCAUUGCCAAUUUUUUCAAUCAAGUCCUGGUGCUGGGAAGAUCGUCAGUAAGUGAUUUGUCAGAACAUGUAUUUGAUCUGAUUCAGGAACUUUUUGCGAUAGAUCCGCAUUUAUUAUUAUCUGUCAUGCCGCAGCUUGAAUUCAAACUAAAGAGCAAUGAUGGAGAAGAACGAUUAGCUGUUGUUCGACUUUUAGCUAAAUUGUUUGGUUCUAAAGAUUCUGAUUUGGCAACACAGAAUCGUCCUCUUUGGCAGUGUUUUCUUGGACGAUUUAAUGACAUUCACGUUCCUGUGAGAUUAGAAAGUGUGAAAUUUGCCAGCCACUGUUUAAUGAAUCAUCCAGAUUUAGCAAAGGAUCUCACAGAAUAUUUGAAAGUUAGAUCACAUGAUCCAGAAGAAGCAAUUCGUCAUGAUGUCAUUGUUACUAUAAUAACAGCUGCCAAAAGAGACCUUGCCUUAGUGAAUGAUCAGCUACUUGGCUUUGUAAGGGAAAGAACACUGGAUAAACGGUGGCGAGUAAGAAAAGAAGCUAUGAUGGGUCUUGCUCAGCUUUAUAAGAAAUACUGUCUUCAUGGUGAAGCAGGAAAAGAAGCUGCAGAGAAAGUCAGCUGGAUAAAGGACAAGCUUUUGCAUAUUUAUUAUCAGAAUAGCAUCGAUGACAAACUGUUGGUAGAGAAAAUCUUUGCUCAGUAUCUUGUCCCCCACAACCUGGAAACAGAAGAGAGAAUGAAAUGCUUAUAUUAUUUAUAUGCUAGUUUGGAUCCAAAUGCUGUCAAAGCUCUCAAUGAAAUGUGGAAGUGUCAGAACAUGCUUAGAAGUCACGUACGAGAACUAUUGGAUUUGCACAAGCAACCUACAUCAGAGGCUAACUGUUCUGCCAUGUUUGGAAAACUGAUGACCAUAGCAAAGAAUUUGCCUGACCCUGGGAAAGCACAAGAUUUUGUGAAGAAAUUUAACCAGGUUCUCGGUGAUGAUGAGAAAUUGCGGUCUCAGCUGGAGUUAUUAAUCAGUCCAACCUGUUCUUGCAAACAGGCAGAUGUUUGUGUGAGAGAAAUAGCUCGAAAACUUGCAAAUCCUAAGCAGCCAACAAACCCUUUUCUAGAGAUGGUCAAAUUUCUGUUGGAAAGAAUUGCACCUGUGCACAUUGAUUCAGAAGCCAUAAGUGCACUGGUAAAACUGAUGAAUAAAUCAAUAGAGGGAACAGCAGAUGAUGAAGAGGAGGGUGUAAGUCCAGAUACAGCUAUUCGUUCAGGACUUGAACUUCUUAAGGUUCUGUCUUUCACACAUCCUACCUCGUUCCACUCUGCAGAGACAUAUGAGUCCCUGUUACAGUGCCUCAGAAUGGAAGAUGACAAGGUAGCAGAAGCUGCUAUACAAAUUUUUAGAAAUACAGGCCACAAAAUAGAAACAGACCUACCCCAGAUACGAUCGACCUUAAUUCCCAUUUUACAUCAGAAAGCAAAGAGAGGUACUCCACACCAAGCAAAACAGGCUGUUCAUUGUAUACAUGCCAUAUUCACCAAUAAAGAAGUCCAGCUUGCACAGAUUUUUGAGCCACUCAGUAGGAGUCUGAAUGCUGAUGUACCAGAACAACUUAUAACUCCAUUAGUUUCAUUGGGCCACAUUUCUAUGUUAGCACCAGAUCAAUUUGCUUCCCCAAUGAAAUCUGUAGUAGCAAAUUUUAUUGUGAAAGAUCUGCUAAUGAAUGACAGGUCAACAGGUGAGAAGAAUGGAAAAUUAUGGUCUCCAGAUGAAGAGGUUUCCCCUGAAGUACUAGCAAAGGUACAGGCAAUUAAACUUCUGGUAAGGUGGCUGUUGGGUAUGAAAAACAACCAGUCUAAAUCUGCCAAUUCAACUCUUCGAUUAUUAUCAGCGAUGUUGGUUAGUGAGGGUGACCUGACAGAGCAAAAGAGAAUCAGUAAAUCUGAUAUGUCUCGCUUGCGAUUAGCUGCUGGUAGUGCCAUAAUGAAGCUUGCUCAGGAACCUUGUUACCAUGAAAUUAUAACCCCAGAACAGUUUCAGCUCUGUGCACUUGUUAUUAAUGAUGAGUGCUACCAAGUAAGGCAGAUAUUUGCUCAGAAGUUGCAUAAGGCACUUGUGAAGUUACUACUCCCAUUGGAGUACAUGGCGAUCUUUGCCUUGUGUGCCAAAGAUCCUGUGAAGGAGAGAAGAGCACAUGCACGACAGUGUUUACUAAAAAAUAUCAGUAUACGCAGGGAGUACAUUAAACAGAAUCCCAUGGCUACUGAGAAAUUAUUAUCACUGUUGCCUGAAUAUGUAGUUCCAUACAUGAUUCACCUGCUAGCCCAUGAUCCAGAUUUUACAAGAUCACAAGAUGUUGACCAGCUUCGUGAUAUUAAAGAGUGCCUAUGGUUCAUGCUUGAAGUUUUAAUGACAAAGAAUGAAAACAAUAGCCAUGCCUUUAUGAAGAAGAUGGCAGAGAACAUCAAGUUAACAAAAGAUGCCCAGUCUCCAGAUGAAUCCAAGACAAAUGAAAAACUUUAUACAGUAUGUGAUGUGGCUCUGUGUGUUAUAAAUAGUAAAAGUGCUUUGUGCAAUGCAGACUCACCAAAGGAUCCAGUCCUCCCAAUGAAAUUUUUUACACAACCUGAAAAGGACUUCUGUAAUGACAAGAGUUAUAUUUCAGAAGAGACCAGAGUGCUUCUGUUAACAGGAAAGCCAAAACCUGCUGGAGUACUAGGUGCAGUAAACAAGCCUUUAUCAGCAACAGGAAGAAAACCAUAUGUUAGAAGCACCGGAGCUGAGACUGGAAGCAACAUUAAUGUAAAUUCAGAGCUGAACCCUUCAACCGGAAACCGAUCAAGGGAACAGAGUUCAGAGGCAGUAGAAACUGGAGUUAGUGAAAAUGAAGAGAACCCUGUGAGAAUUAUUUCUGUCACUCCUGUAAAGAAUAUUGAUCCGGUAAAGAAUAAGGAAAUUAAUUCUGAUCAGACUACCCAGGGCAACAUCAGCAGUGACCGAGGAAAGAAAAGAACAGUAACCGCAGCUGGUGCAGAGAAUAUUCAACAAAAAACAGAUGAGAAAGUAGAUGAAUCAGGACCACCUGCCCCUUCAAAACCCAGGAGAGGACGUCGACCGAAGUCUGAAUCUCAGGGCAAUGCAACCAAAAAUGAUGAUAUAAAUAAACCUCUUGGCAAAGGAAGAAAGAGAGCUGCAGUCAGUCAGGAAAGCCCUGGGGGUCUGGAAGCAGGUAAUGCCAAAGCACCCAAACUGCAAGACAUAGCCAAAAAGGCAACACCAGCAGAGAGACAAAUUGACUUACAAAGGUAAAAAGAAAACUCACUUGCAAAGGGAGAAAA